AUUCAGCCAAGAGCCUAUGUUGAAGAGCACAUUCCUGGAGCCAUACUAUUCAACAUUGAUGCUGCUUUCUAUCCUUCGAAAUACAUUCGCUUCGAUCUCUAUCCACCCGAAGUAUUUGAAAGGUACAUGCGCCUGCUUGGUGUGAACAAUGAUGACCAUGUUAUUGUUUAUGGUAGAGGCCCUUUUGCCGGCAUGAUGUGGCCAGCCAAAGCAUGGUGGGCAUUGAAGGUGUACGGUCAUGGCAAGGUUUCCGUACUUGACGGUGGUCUCGAUGCAUGGAAGAAAGCUGGUUAUCCUGUCACUAAUCAAGUGGUUCAAAGAAGACCUGGCAAUUUCACUGCAAAGCCACUUGACGACUCGUACCUUGUAACUUUCGAGGAACUGGAUAAGAAGAACAGAAAUGGCAAAUCGCUAUUCGAUGAACUGAACACGGUAGUCGGCCGGAUUUGCUUAUCUUUGAAGAUAUCAAGGAGCUUCCCUAAACGCAGCUUUUUGAUCCCAAACGAAGGAUCUAAAUACUAUAUUCUGUCCAGAACUGUUCUGGAGAACGUCCUUUGCCUUUGUCCUUUCUCUGAAAAGGCGUAUCCAUCAGGUUCCUUUUUGAAGAAGUCAGGCUAUGGCCAAAGAUACUUAGCACAUACUAUCUCAAAAGUGUUAUGA
Haemonchus placei is the source of this 660-nucleotide messenger RNA. Lineage: Eukaryota; Metazoa; Nematoda; Chromadorea; Rhabditida; Trichostrongylidae. The record is from the annotation of a GenBank genome assembly.